Xiphophorus maculatus (southern platyfish) is the source of this 5640-nucleotide messenger RNA. RefSeq names its product UDP glycosyltransferase 8 (gene ugt8). The record is from RefSeq and is a predicted model, not a curated record. Gene Ontology annotation, molecular function: UDP-glycosyltransferase activity. The transcript has 6 exons. NCBI's taxonomy places the organism in Eukaryota, Metazoa, Chordata, Actinopteri, Cyprinodontiformes, Poeciliidae. Bases 216 to 1853 code for a protein of 545 amino acids.
CCCGCCUUUCACCACCCCCCUGAAGAAGGAGAGCGAGUUUCACGCUUUCCUCUGCCAUAUUCGAUUCUCGGGGACCCAUUUAAACUUCAGCUAAUGUUUUUUUUUUCCCACGCAAAGCCUAUUCUUUGGUUUUAACACGUGAAACUCCGCACAGUAAAUUCGGGACUGCAAUUUUACCUCUCCUUUCUUUCUCCUGACCCGAAAGUCUUAAAGCCAUGUUGUUGCCAUCGUCUCUGCUGCUCAUUCUCAGCUUCCUCACCUGGAGUCCCAGUGCAACACGGGCCGCUAAAAUCAUCGUGGUCCCACCCAUUAUGUUUGAAUCGCACCUCUACAUCUUCAAAACGCUGGCGACGGCGCUACACCAAGAGGGCCACGAAACCCAUUUUCUAGUUUCAGAGGGCCGUGAGGUCCCACCCUCUCCUCACUAUCAUCUGCAGCGCUAUCCAGGGAUCUUUAACAGCACAACAGCUGACAACUUUCUCCAGUCCAAAGUCAGCAACAUCUUCUCCGGCCGCUUGACAUUUCUCGAACUGUUUGACAUCCUUGACCACUACUCUCAGAACUGUGAUGCUGUUGUUGGCAAUGGUGAAGUAAUGAACCGCCUGAAGGAGGCCAAGUUCGACCUGCUGCUAGUGGACCCCAAUGAAAUGUGCGGUUUCGUUAUUGCUCAUAUCUUGAGCGUGCGAUAUGCUGUUUUCAGCACAGGCUUGUGGUACCCUGCAGAAGUCGGAGCCCCGGCGCCGUUGUCGUACGUGCCAGAAUUCAACUCACUGCUGACAGACCGCAUGUCCUUAAUGCAGAGAAUUGCCAACACAGGCGUCUACCUGGCACAGCGAUUUGGAGUCCAUUACAUUGUAUUACCAAAAUAUGACCGGAUUAUGAAGAAGCAUGGAGUAAAGCCUUACGCAGCCAUGGCUGACUUGGUGCAGGGGAGUAGGCUGUGGAUGCUGUGCACUGAUAUGGCUCUGGAGUUCCCAAGGCCCACCCUCCCCCAUGUCGUCUAUAUCGGAGGCAUCCUCACAAAACCCCCCAGCCCACUACCACAGUAUUUUCAGGCCCUGGUGAACGACACGGCAGAGCAUGGCUUUGUGGUGGUGUCGUUUGGCGCUGGAGUCAAGUACCUCUCCCAGGACAUUGCUCACAAACUGGCAGGAGCUCUGGCCCGUCUGCCACAGCGUGUCAUCUGGAGAUUCUCUGGAAUUGCACCCAGUAACCUUGGCAACAACACCAAGCUUGUUGAUUGGAUGCCACAAAAUGACCUAUUGGGCCAACCUCAUACUAAAGCCUUUCUGAGCCACGGGGGCUUAAACAGCAUCUAUGAGGCCAUGUAUCAUGGGGUGCCAGUGGUGGGUGUGCCUCUCUUUGGAGACCACUAUGACACCAUGACUCGUGUGGCAGCCAAAGGGAUGGGAAUCAUGCUGCACUGGAAAGACAUGACGGAGGAAGAUCUCUAUGCUUCCCUCAGCACUGUCAUCAACGACCCCAGGUACCGCCAGCAGGCUCGUCUCCUCUCCCACAUUCACAAAGAUCAGCCAGGCCACCCAGUCACCAGGGCUGUGUACUGGAUCGGUUACAUUCUCCGUCACAAUGGCGCUAACCACCUGCGCUCGGCUGUGUAUGAAGUGUGCCCCUACCAGUACUUCCUUGUGGACGUACUUUUUACUGUUGCAGCUGCCGGCGCUCUCAUAGUGUUUUUACUGCGUAGGUUGGUACGUCGCCUCAGGGGCAAGGCCAGUGACCACAGCAGAAGAGUAGAUGGCAGCAUGACCAAUGGACACUGUCACUCUGAGAGCAUCGCCAACGGGAAGCACAAACGCAAUGGUUCCUUGAAAACCGAGAAGAAGAUAAAUUAGUUUCUGAAUGGCGACGUGAGGAAGAAGUUGCCCUAAGGACUCAGUUCUAGGUUUGGUUCAUUGCUUUGAUAAAAGCGUGGAGCAAAAGCUGUUCUUAGGUCUGUGUCAACGAGGCAACUGCUACUCAGAGCAAGCACAAGGCUGUAGGAGGAUACACUGCGUUGUGUGGGGACAGCAAGGCAUCGGGUGCUCCAAAUCUGUGUGUAUGUGUGUGUUUAGAUGAAUGUUUGUGCUAUGAGGCAGAAUUAACAGAUAAAAAAAACUAUAACAGCAGCUACAGCGAGACACUGCAAGUUGUUUUUACGGAUGAAAUAAAGGAAGGACACAUCUAUACGAGCAUCUCAUCUACUCCAUGUUUUCUGCUGUCUUCCUCAGCAGAGGGAGGACCACCAAGCCUUCAUCCUAGGAACAAAAGCAACAAAUCAAACAGCUUUGGAUUGAUCCUUUGUUUUAAAGUGUCUGGUGAUAACUGUAAAUAGAAGAAAAAUCUAUUUAUUGCUGCUCGAAUGCAUUUUAAUGAUGCACCUUUUUAACCUUGUCUUAUUGUUUAAUUUAUUUCAUCUGUCUGUCAGAGAUGUGACAGUAUGACACUCCUUAUUCUGAGAUCACAUCUCUCUUCGUAUUGGUGAAACAAGCAACAUUGACAGGAGCAAUCAUAAAUGUGCUCUGGGUUUGUAAUGUAGUUGCAUUGUUCAGUGCACGUGUCUGACUCAUCCUUGUCAACAUACACAAUUUUCCCUUUUCACAUGGUAGUGCCAGCUUGUGAAUGAAAGGAGCUCAGUGUCUACCAAACUCUGCUUGACCUCACUGUGUGAAAAGGUGAUUUUAUUAGUUUCAGCUAUUUUUUUCCCCAUUAAUUCUAUUAGCCGAUUGUGUAUAAGUGAGCAGAGCCACGCAGUCCCAUGCAGGGGAGGAUGAGUCAGAGCAUUACUCAUUUAUGAUUGUUGCUACUGUAGUCCUGUUUCUUCAUUCUGCUUCCGUAAUCUAUUUAUUGCAGUAAAGAUUUCUUACCCUAUUGCCAUUUUCAGGGCUACACUUGACUUUGUACAUCAUUUCUAAAUUAUGUGUACUAAUUUCAACUCAUCACAAUUGCUAGCCUUAAAUUACUUUUCCCACAGUUUUACUUUGAUAAGCCUGGAAGACAUUGCUGUUGCCGUCCAUGUGCAAACCAGCAGACUUUAAAGAACUUAUUAUAAUUUCAAUGCUUGAAUGAAAGGCUUUAUAUAAAAUCUACAGGGCUCUCUAGAUUAUUGGCACCUCUACUAGAUAUUUUCAAGCAGCUGUUGAACAAAUUAUUCUUACGCUUUACCAUAAUUUCUCAAUAUAUGUUUGUCAUUCUUCAAAAUUUUUGUAUAAUUAUUUAGUAAUCAUUUACCCGUUUCCCUUUAGAGUAUGUGUAUGAAGUCACAGAGGCCUGUUUCAAUACCUGAUGGUGUUUUUGUUUAUUUUACAUUUAAUUUCUAUGUAUAAGAACUAUUCAUAGGUUACUCAAAACUUUUUGUUUCCCUGGAGAAACAACUAUAUCACCAAGAUGCCAUUUUCUUUUUCACAGUACACAAAACUCUUCCAAAUGGAAAAGAACAUGUUAUUUGAGUAAGACCAAUGUGUUUUGAUCUAUGCGAGUAAGAAAAGAAGCAGAAGAAAACGGCUACUCAUUCAAGCUUGAAAAUAUCAGCACAGACAGUAUUAAAAAUUUGAGAAAAAACUCAAACUGUGACAAGCAAGGUCACUUAGGAGAAAAAAAGCAUUAAGCAGCACAUAUCAUGCUACUCAUCCCAAUCGAAGUUGACCAGUGUUUGUAAACUUCACAAUAAUGAAUGACUUCAUACUUUCUAGGAGAAUGUAUACGUAAAGCAGGGACCCAUUUCUCGUGGCCACUCUUCCAAAUGGGAAAGGGGGGGGGGGAAACUAUUCCUAUGUCAGAAAAUGGGCUUUAGUUGCACCAUAUUUAACCCAAACUCAUCUUCUCUCUGCAGUGGAAAAGGUUGGUAAGAGAAGAGCUACCAACAUUAGUCAGCAGUAAACUUUUCAUGUGUCUGAUUAUGCUACUUACAGUAAAAGAUCAAUUAUUUUCUAACUUUUAAAAAAAAAAAACCUCUUUACCAGGAGUGCCAAUAAUUGCUGAGUGCACUGUAUGUUUCCCCAUCUUUUCUGAGUUUUAUCAUACAUCGUUAAUCUUAUUAUGGGAAUGAGAUGGCUCUACUUUUAGCCCUAUGAGAUUUGUUGACGUUUUUGUUCUAUGAAAUUAGAAUGUGCAAACAAUUGUGUGUUUUUAAGCUGUCUUCUGUUACUUUUUUUUUUUCCUUUGUCUUGUUUCUUGGCCUUCUUUAGGAACAGAUGGGUGAAACAAGAUCAAAAGAAGCCAUAGUGUAAAAGAAUAAUGAUUCUUUUACAGUUUCUUGUAAUGUGACACAAGCUAAAAGUAUACAUAGAGCUGGGAAUAUUUGGGCAACAGCAACCUCUGCUCAUUGGCAUCCGGUAUAGUGUAUGCUUUCUGCCCAGACUCAUAUAAGCCUCAAUCACAGGUAAAAGCUGGGAUCUGUGACACCCUCCUUGCUUUUAGUAAAAGAUCCCUGAAAUAAAUUUCUCUUUCGUUUCAGUAGGAUAAUGUCACUCUGAACAUUUUCUGAAAAUCCAACCUUUAGAUUGAGAGCAUUUAUUCUAGUGGGGGCCAGGGGCGUGGGAACACUUAACUGAAUUAUAGCUCCAACAAUUGUUGGCACCCCUAAUAUUUCCUAUAUGGUUAAUUUCUAUAUUUGAUUUACUUCCUUAAGAACCGUUUGUAACCCCAAACUUUUUUGUUUUUCUGCAACAAACAAAUCUGACACAGAAGCCAAUUUCUCUUCAAAGCCGGAAAAACAACGGAACCUAACGCUACACUAAUCCAGAUAAAUAAAAACAAGAUGAUAGCUAAUCAGCUAAGUUCUUAUAAAUACCCAAUCAGAGCAAUAAUUAGAGUAUUUUAAAAACAUAGAAUUGUGACAUAUGUAUUGAAAUGAGGAUCCAACUUUUAUGCAGAGUGAAAAAGACAAAAAGGGAAAUAAAAAUAAAAAUUCUCCCUCACCCACAGUUGUAAAACUGCAGCAAAUGUUCAGAAGUUGUUCUAAGCAUCUUACACAAAUUUACCCGGGGUGGCAAUAGAUUUUUUUAGGGUGCUGUAAGUGUUAAACUAAAGAAAAUGUUCAUUUGAACAACAUAAAAUAACCAACUUAAAGGGGGGAAAAACUUGAUCUCUCUCUUUCUGUUUCUCUCUUUCUCUGUGAGCUACAUUUACACUUGCAACACACAUCCAAGCCCUGCUGAAAAACAACAGACUCUUAUACUUGAAUCAACUUUCUCAAUAAUCAUCUGUCAUGAUAUCAGCAGUCAGGCUCUGGUAGUAGGUGGCGUUGUAGGUGCUACACAGGCUAUGAACAGGGUCUGAAGUUUAGAAAAUGUUUGAUAUUUCUUCCUUGUCAUGUUUGCAGUAUUAAUAUUGUAGCCCCAACCUGUAAAAGAAACCGUUGAUAUUUUUCUUUAAUGUCUAGAUUCAUGUCACUAGUUCUGUGAAGUUUGUAUGUCAUCAGCUUGAAUACUGCCUCCGUUGGUGCACAUACUACCCUCUCUCAUUGGACCUCAGAUGUAAAAAUUCUCCUUUGUCUCUCACGCUGUUUAGAUUUUGUUUUACCCUCUUUAUGGAAUUAUAUCUUUUCUCUUUUUUUCCCCCCUUCCAUGCGUGUCUUAUGUUGUAAAUAGAAUGUGAACAAAAUACUAACGCUGAAUAAAAGUCAAAUAUUUUGUUCGCAGA